GAAAUGAACGGACCGUCCAAAAAUCGUUAAUAACUCAUCAAUUAAGUAACAAAUCUAUACAAAAUUAUAACGAGAAGAUAGCCAAGACUUCACUCUACAUCCUUUGACACAGAUAAGUGCAUAAUUUAUGUCUGUAAAAUUGCGAACAGUUAACUUCGUAAAUAGUUACUUAAUUAGUAUUACAGCCAUAAUCCUUUGACCAUACCAUAUCUCUUCGACAGUUUUAUUCCGCACGCACUUCAACAUUGUCAACACUGACGCGUAAAUUAAUUUUGCUAAGUUCGAAACGUUAACGCAAUUCUCAGAUGGAAUAUAGAGGUUAUGAAAAAAGAACACAGAAGUUGAUGUAGCAAAUAUUCUUCAUUUUUAAUUAAGCGAAAUACAAGAUUGCAAUAGUAAAACAUAUACACAUAACCAUCGAAAAAUGGGAAAAUAUGGAAAUAUAAUUUUUUUAUUCCAAUCUUUCACUAUACUGGAUGCUGUGUGCAGCAUGAAUGCGACUAGUGGCAAAACACUCGAACUAUUAGACAAGAUGACGAACAAUGGAAUUCGGCUAACAGCUUGAGCGUUUUGCCAUUUGCUAAUUGGCGCUGUACAGACCUUGUACAGAGGUUCCAGAUUUCACCACAAGUGGCACCACUGUUUUACCAGUAGUUUCAGCGUUCUGCCAUUUACUAAUUGGCGCUGUACAGACCCUGACCUGAGCUUUUCGAUGUUACCACAAGAGGCGCCACAAGUUGUUAAGUAGCGGAAGCUUUGAAUAGUUUUUAACUAAGAACAAAGGAACCGCUCUUAAUAACUCUGCGAAAACACGAAAACGCCAAGAAAUCGAUCCGGAGAUGAAUUCUCUACUCGACCCGAUUAUAAAUUUUGGAUUUAUAACACAUUUCCGCUGCAUAUUACAGAGCGUUAAUGGUCUAUGUUUCCAGCAAUACCACGUAUUCUUUAUAGCAAUUGAUAAUUUGUCCGUACGACGUCUUUCAGCUAUCAUCUGUACCGUUUUCCACGAACUAACAAAUCUUGACCUAAUUUAAUUUCUCAUUAUUUAAUUUGAAACAUUCGCAUUCUUACAAUUUACGCCGUUCAAUGCGCCAGAAACGAAAUAAACGAUACAUUUUCUCAAGAUCGAGAGAUCUAGAUCCCCCGCGUCAUAGAUCACUGCAACGUCACUGCAACGAAUCGACGCACCGAUUGGCUCUUUACUGGAAUAACAAGACUUCCAUUGAGCAAUCGAGAUUCGCUGACGAGCAUGUGUUGUUGUUGCAAGUACAGUGAGCACAUGGCAUGAUUUCGACGCGACCGUGGAAAGUGAAAUUAGCUCGCAUAAUUAUACAAUGUUGAGAAAGGUUGGACUAUUAUCGAGGCAGCUGCGCCUUUUCACGAGGACGUUUCACGAUGACGCGGUCGUUAUCGGAACCUCGCAGGACCAUAAAUCGAAGGAGUACCAGGAGAAUUAUAUACAAAUGGAGAGCCUCGUGAAACAGUUGAAACAGAGGGUGGAGAAGAUAGUGGAGGGUGGAGGAGAGAAAGCGAAGGAAAGGCACAAGAGAAGCGGGAAACUUUUGCCACGUGAACGAAUCGAUGCCUUGCUGGAUAAAACGUCGCCGUUCCUCGAGUUUUCGCAAUUAGCCGGCUACGAAUUGUACGAGAAGGAGGAAGUACCGGCAGGCGGUAUUAUCACUGGCAUCGGAAGAGUAUCCGGGAACGAGUGCGUGAUCAUCGCCAACGAUCCGACGGUAAAAGGCGGCACCUACUACCCCAUCACGGUUAAGAAACAAUUGAGGGCGCAGGAGAUCGCGGAGGAGAACAAUUUGCCUUGCAUAUAUCUGGUGGACAGCGGCGGCGCUAAUUUGCCUAGACAAGCGGGCGUCUUCCCUGACAAAUGGCACUUCGGCAGAAGCUUUUACAAUCAGGCGAACAUGAGCGCGAAGGGGAUCGCGCAAAUAGCGGUGGUCAUGGGCAGCUGCACCGCAGGCGGCGCGUACGUGCCCUCGAUGGCCGACGAGAACGUGAUCGUAGGGAAUCAGGGCACCAUCUUCCUGGCUGGACCGCCCUUGGUCAAAGCAGCCACCGGCGAGGACGUCACCGCGGAGGAGCUCGGCGGCGCGGCAGUCCACUGCCGGAAGUCGGGUCUGAUCGAUCACUACGCGAUAGACGAUCGGCACGCUCUUCACCUCACGCGGCAGAUCGUCGGCGACUUGAAUCGGCAGAGGCCGAUGCACGUGAACGCGAGCAAGAAGAUAGACGUCCCUGCUCACGCGGUCGACGAGAUGUACGGGAUCGUCGGCGCCGACUUGAAGAAACCGUUCGACGUGAAGGAAGUGAUCGCUAGGAUCGUGGACGGGUCCAAGUUCCGCGAAUUCAAGGCGCGGUACGGGGAGACCCUGGUCACGGGAUUCGCCAGGAUCUACGGGUAUCCCGUGGGAAUCGUUGGGAACAACGGGGUGCUGUUCUCCGAGAGCGCGCUCAAGGGCGCGCAUUUCGUGCAGCUCUGCGCUCAGAGGAAGAUUCCUCUCGUCUUCCUGCAGAACAUCACAGGGUUCAUGGUGGGCAAGGAGGCGGAGGCUGGAGGCAUAGCGAAGAACGGGGCGAAAAUGGUAACCGCUGUCUCUUGCGCCAAAGUCCCGAAGAUCACGGUGCUGGUCGGGGGAGCGUAUGGUGCGGGGUACUAUGGAAUGUGCGGCCGGUCGUCCUCGCCGAGGUUCCUCUACAUGUGGCCAAACGCUAGGAUCGGUGUGAUGGGAGGAGAGCAGGCUGCCGGGGUGUUAGCGCAGAUCGCGAAGCAGCAGCGAGUGAGAGAAGGAAAAGAGCUGACCGCGGAUGAAGAAGAGGCGAUCAAGAGGCCGAUCGUGAACAGGUUCGAGCAGGAGAGCAACCCGUACUACGCGAGCGCCAGAUUAUGGGACGACGGCGUGAUCGAUCCCGUGGACACCAGACUGGUCCUGGGUCUAAGCUUGUCGGCGGCCUUGAACGCUCCCAUUCCCGACAGCAAGUUCGGGAUAUUCCGGAUGUAGAUCGUGAUACAGUAAUGUCUCCCUUACCGACGCUCAGAUUCGAACCUUGCGGCUCGUUUUUAUAAUUGUGGACAAUUUA
Molecule: messenger RNA, 3093 nt
Organism: Megalopta genalis
Lineage: Eukaryota; Metazoa; Arthropoda; Insecta; Hymenoptera; Halictidae
Gene: Mccc2
Product: methylcrotonyl-CoA carboxylase subunit 2
Biological process (GO): L-leucine catabolic process
Cellular component (GO): mitochondrion; methylcrotonoyl-CoA carboxylase complex
Molecular function (GO): methylcrotonoyl-CoA carboxylase activity
Source: RefSeq, a predicted model, not a curated record